Messenger RNA from Pristis pectinata (smalltooth sawfish), 3557 nucleotides. RefSeq names its product 3'-5' exoribonuclease 1-like. Gene Ontology annotation, cellular component: cytoplasm; nucleolus. Lineage: Eukaryota; Metazoa; Chordata; Chondrichthyes; Rhinopristiformes; Pristidae. Gene Ontology annotation, biological process: exonucleolytic trimming to generate mature 3'-end of 5.8S rRNA from tricistronic rRNA transcript (SSU-rRNA, 5.8S rRNA, LSU-rRNA). Gene Ontology annotation, molecular function: 3'-5'-RNA exonuclease activity; nucleic acid binding. The record is from RefSeq and is a predicted model, not a curated record. The transcript is spliced from 7 exons. Bases 66 to 1085 code for a protein of 339 amino acids.
CCUGCGUUUGUUAUCGCGGCGGGGCGGAAGUGACGGGGCUUGUUUGCGCGGCGGCUGGUACAAAGAUGGAGGAGGAGCAGAAGGAGAACGUCCCGCGGGCUGCGGAGGGCGGCCCAGGCCUCGGCGCUGCUCAGUUGAAGCAGCGUUGCAGACUUGAUGGACAAGAACAUCCAAUGAAAGCUACCCCUGCUGCCUUUAUAAGAGACUUCAGUGACCCAGUCUACAAAGAAAUUGCUGUCACAAAUGGUCACAUCAACAGAAUGACUCGCGAGGAGCUCCGCACGAAGCUUGCAGAGCUCCAUUUAGAAACCAGGGGAGUGAAGGAUGUGUUGAGAAAGCGAUUAAAAAACUACUACAAGAAGCAGAAACUGACUCAGACCUUGCUAAUCAAGCCAGAAUGUUCAGAUAUGUACUACGAUUACAUCUGCGUUAUUGAUUUUGAAGCAACGUGUGAGGAGAACAAUCCACCAGAAUACUUGCACGAAAUUAUUGAGUUUCCUAUUGCUCUUGUGAAUACUCGAACACUAGAAAUUGAGGAUACAUUCCAGGAGUACGUUAAACCGGAACAGAAGCCCACCCUUACAGAAUUCUGUACCAAACUCACAGGCAUCACGCAGGAUAUGGUGGACAAAGCUGGGAGUUUCCCAGAUGUUCUUCAACGAGUAGUUGAUUGGAUGAGAGAGAGAGAGCUAGGAACCAAGUGCAGAUAUGCAGUAUUAACUGACGGGUCCUGGGAUAUGAGCAAGUUCCUAAAUGUUCAGUGUCACCUUAGCAGUAUUGAAUAUCCACGGUUUGCAAAGAAAUGGAUUAACAUCCGAAAAAGUUAUGGCAACUUUUACAAGGUUCCUAGGGCUCAGACCAAACUUGCCUCCAUGCUGGAAAACCUCGGAAUGAUCUAUGAAGGACGGCCUCACUCUGGAUUGGACGAUUCCCGAAAUAUUGCUCGGAUUGCUAUCCGGAUGCUCCAGGAUGGAUGUGAAUUACGAGUAAAUGAGUGCCUGCAUGCAGGACAACUGGUGAAUGUGCCCAAUACCUCUCCAUUGGAGAGUGCUCCUCCUCCUUAUUCACCAUGGCAGAAAAUAUAGGUACUCAAAUGGAGAAUACAGUGCGCCCAGUUGGUUUGAAGGAGCGCAACAUUCAGACUUUGUUGGCAGCUGCAAAGGAUUCAUUUUUAAGAAAUUGUCAUGUUCAGGAGCACCACCAAGAUUUUGUGCUUUUCUUUUUUAAUUCUGAGUCACAAGGUUGUCUGUUAUCUUCCAGCUUGUACUAAAAUGCUUAGUAUACAGUGUGAAAUGCUGCAAGUCAGGGAAGUGAGAAUUGGUCAAAUUUCACUUAAUUGAACUAUACAAACCCACCAACAAAAGCAUUUUUAUAUUGGUUCAGCUUUGCCUUUUUGUAUCUUGUAUUGUGCAACUGGCACCUAUAAUCAAAUGCUUAUGUGAUCUCUUAAAGAAAACAUUAUGUUCCUUAUUGAGCAGUUUGUCUCAAGUAUCCAUGUGCCACACCAAGUCUCCAUAAUCUAAAAGAAGCCAGGUAUCAACAAUGUGUAGUUUCACCUUUUAUUAUGAACCACCGUAUUAUUCACCUUGCUUUGGGCAGUUGAACCCAGUUUAGUUCAAGCCUGUUUUUAUUUUCUCUCUGCUGUACCAACUCAUAAUCUAUGCCAUAGCUCAAUAUAGCUUGGCCAACUUAAUGGGAUAGAACCUUGCAUAUUGCACGAUCAUUUUGCUUACUGCCUAUCAUAAAGGAACUUCGCUCUCCCACACCUGUGAUGUAUUUUGUUUUCCACAAAAGAGAAUGCUCCUGGUAUUAAUUUAAGUUCUAUGAUUUAAUUUUCAAAUGUUUGUUUAAACAAUUGCACGUGACUGAAAUAUUAAUACUGCAAAUGUUGGAGAGAUUUAGAUGAACAAUUUUGAUAUUAGAUGUUUUUAUUACUUGUACACUAUUUAUUUCCCUUCACAACCACAUUUUAAUAUUUUGCCCAGCUGCUAUAGAUCUCAACUAACUUUUUUAAAGUGAGUGAAUUUCCCAUUACCCAGUUGCUUAUAUGCACAAGAGCAGAGUAGUUUGAUGUGCCUUUUGAACUUGCUACAUUGAGAACGAUGGUGCAAGAGAAUCUGUACCAUGGUACAGGUGCACAACAUUUCACUUGUACCUGAAUUACUAUGAAGGCUAAUUCAGCUAUUUAUCAUUUUCAAAGACCACUUUCUGCAAUCCAUGUACCUUCCAAGCACCACUCCCUAUGGGAAGUGCAGAAUUUACACUUUAAAAUCUACUAAUUUCUCUGUGAAAGUUUGAAAAGAUCAAAACUUGUUACACCUGUUCAGUGCCUUUGUUGGUUUUGUUCAUUAAAGGCUAAUUUUUACAACAACAUUUUUUUACUCACUUUGACAACUGGUUUAUGGAAAUGCUUUGCAUGUUCAGUAGUUAUAGAGGAGCAUUGUGUUGAUGUUCAGAUAAAAUAAUAUUCUCAUUUGCCACCAUCUGCUCCAUUGUGAUUCAUUGAACUGCAUUGUGCUUUUUUUUAAAAGAAAAGUUUAAGGAUAAUCCAGCCAGGUACAUUUGUAUAGUAUCUUUAUACCUCCUAUGGUUCUGUGGUCUUUAUCCUGGAGUAAUAGUUUGAUAUUCUACGAAAUAUUGUUAUACCAAACAAACGUCUGUUGUUGGACGACCUGUUUUUGUCAAUUUGCUGCUGUCAGUGACAACGCCUUCAAACAGAAUCAGUUUCACUGACUAUGCCCCUUCCUCUCAAUUUUGCCACUGUCUUCAAACAAUCACACUGCAUGUUGGAUAUGGUUCUGGAUGAGCAGAAAUUUUCUCCUAAUUUUGAGGAGACUAAAGCCAUUAUCUGCAAUCUCUGCCACAAACUCUGCUCCCUAGCCACCAGCUCUGACUGUCCCUUUGAAUGUUUAAAUCAAACCCAACUGUUCACUUUUGGUACUAUAUUUUAUUCCAAGAUGAUCUGUCAGCUACAUCUGUGUAUCACUAAGACUCCAAUUUUGCCCAACUGCAUCUUUGCGUUAGCUCAUCUGCAAGUGGAAACUCUAAUCUGUUGUCUUUGUUAUAUCUAGAUUUGAAUAUUUCAAUGCACUUUUGGAAUUGGCUCCAAAUAACAUAUUUUUGAUCUGAUCAUUACUACUUCCUCAGUUCUAGUUUGCAUCGAUUCCAAUUUCCUGUUGAUCUUGUGUUUGCUGAUCUAUAUCAACUUCUCGCUAAGAAUCACCACAGUAUAAAAAUCCUCAUUCUAUUUAAACAAUCUUCCAAUAGCCUUGGUCUUCCGUAUCCCUAUUAGUCUCUCAACCUUUUGAGAUACCAGCAUGUCUCUAAUUCUGACCUCUUCAGCCUAUCCACAUUUAAUUUCUUUAUCACUGGCAGCCGUGUUUUCAAUUACCCGACUCGUAAGGUCUGGAGCUCAUUAAACCUCUCCUUCCUCUAAGGUGCUCUUUAUGAUGCUUCUGCCUUGAUCUUUCCAUGUGGAUGGAUGUCAAAUUUUGUUUGAUAUGGUUCCUGUUAAGCACCUUAAGACCUUUUUUAAUAAAUUAAAGGUGCUGUACUAA